AUGGUGAAAAGAAAAUGGGAUAUGCUCGGAAUUUGGUUUCUUUUCCCCUUCUCGCGGUUCUCACUCCCUUCUCUUGGGGUAGUUCCCAGGCUCUGCGAUCGGGUUAAUGGGCCAUGGUAUUUGAGGCCACUUUGCUGGGAUUACAUGACAGAGUGGGCUUUGUUUAUUGGAUCUCCCUUUUGGAGCCCAACUGGAUAUCACCGCCCCCGCCGUCGGUUUCUCUUCCCUCGAACCAAAAGAGUUCACUGCCAUGGCCACUCGCCGGAAGCCCGCCACCAACUCCAAGAUCUCAGACGUGAUCCGGGUCCAAUAUCCGGAACCCGACCCGACCCCGAACCGAAUCCGGACCCGCCUCUCUCCCCCCCGAAGCUAGGGUUCAUUCUCCCCCUCUCGGCCCUCUUGUUCCUCCCCUUCUUCUACCUGGUCUUCUUCCAUUACGAGAUCGACGGAGAGCUCCGGAGGUCGAUCGCCAUCAACGCGGCGAUGAGCAUCGGUGGCUUCGUCCUGGCCGUACGAUUGAUUCCUGUGGCGGCGAGGUAUUUGCUGAGGAGGAACAUGUUCGGCUAUGAUAUUAACAAGAAGGGGACUCCUCAAGGCGCAAUUAAAGUGCCUGAGUCGUUGGGGAUCGUGAUAGGGAUUGUCUACUUGCUCAUCGCCAUUCUUUUCCAGCACUUCAACUUCACUGCUGACUCCAAUUGGCUUGUUGAGUAUAAUGCAGCGCUAGCAUCUAUCUGCUUCAUGAUUCUUCUUGGAUUUGUAGACGAUGUUCUUGACAUUCCAUGGAGAGUAAAAUUGGUAUUGCCAUCAUUUGCAGCACUUCCCUUACUGAUGGCAUAUGCUGGGCAUACUACGAUCAUCAUACCGAAGCCUCUAAUUCAGUAUACUGGAGUAGCCAUUCUGGAUUUAGGUUGGAUAUACAAGCUUUAUAUGGGUAUGUUGGCCGUGUUUUGCACAAAUGCCAUCAACAUUCAUGCUGGCAUCAAUGGUCUUGAAGUUGGGCAAACAGUUGUCAUUUCAGCUGCAAUUUUAAUACAUAAUGUGAUGCAAAUUGGUGCAUCUUCAGAUCCUGAAUACAAACAGGCUCAUGCAUUCUCAAUUUACCUAGUCAUGCCCCUUCUUACUACAUCAUUGGGUUUACUUUCAUAUAACUGGUAUCCGUCUACAGUAUUUGUUGGUGACACCUAUACUUAUUUUGCUGGAAUGGCUAUGGCGGUAGUCGGAAUACUUGGCCAUUUCAGUGAGACACUGUUACUAUUCUUCUUGCCGCAGGUUUUAAAUUUCCUUUAUUCAUGUCCUCAGCUUUUCAAGAUUAUUCCCUGCCCUAGGCAUCGUCUGCCAAGAUUUGAUCCCCAAACGGGGCUGCUGACUGGAACGAAAGAUGGGACACUCGUCAACCUAUUCCUCAGAUUGUUUGGGCGUUGCUCCGAGAAGGCAUUGUGCAUUAGACUCCUUAUUUUUCAGGCUUUGGCAUGCCUUGCCUGUUUUGGGCUGAGAUACAUGCUUGCUGGUUGGUACAAGUGAAUGCAAGAAAACACGGAGAAAGCUUCCAACUCUCAGUGAACCCUGGCAGUCUCACUGACGACAUACUGACAAGUUUGGUUAUAAGAUCGGGCCAAUCAUCUCUGUAGAAUAUAAUUUAAAAAGGUUAGUGAUGCAUUUUUUCCUGAUUCCGUCUAGAUGCUUUGAGAAGUGGCUAAAAAUUUCACAAAUACAUUGUAACUAUUAAUGUGUACAGAAGGUUUACUAUUGAGCUCUGAUUGGACUUUUAUCUCAUGUUUGCUACUCA
Messenger RNA from Asparagus officinalis (garden asparagus), 1786 nucleotides. Its product is annotated as UDP-N-acetylglucosamine--dolichyl-phosphate N-acetylglucosaminephosphotransferase-like. The record is from RefSeq and is a predicted model, not a curated record. The coding region runs from base 1 to 1521 and encodes 506 amino acids. Gene Ontology annotation, cellular component: membrane. Gene Ontology annotation, biological process: protein N-linked glycosylation; dolichol-linked oligosaccharide biosynthetic process. NCBI's taxonomy places the organism in Eukaryota, Viridiplantae, Streptophyta, Magnoliopsida, Asparagales, Asparagaceae. The transcript has 13 exons. Gene Ontology annotation, molecular function: UDP-N-acetylglucosamine-dolichyl-phosphate N-acetylglucosaminephosphotransferase activity.